UCAGAUAGAUCUUCAGUCAGUCUGGCGAAAUGAGUUUUUUGGUUUUUUUCUGGCAACAAGAGUUCCCUGUGGCAGCACGCUUGUCGACACCUCGGAGUCAGGCAUAACAUGAUUCUUUGGUUAUAUCUUGAAUUGAAGCUGAAAGAAGGUUUGAUUUGGGUCUGUCUCUUGAACUUCCAUGGUUUCUACAGUGCACACACAGGUACAUGAUUGAUUGUACACUGUAUACUCAGUACUUUCGUCAAACAACUGUGAACACAGAACACUGUCACUGAGCACAGCUUUUAGUUUUGUGCUCUCAGCUCAGGAACACUAAGGAAGCUUGGGAUCCGAUAUGUUCUGUGUGCAGCGAUCGUCAGGUAGAAUUCUUACCUAGAGAGUACCUGAGUCUGGAGAAUAAGAAGCAAUAAUGGUGGAGAGGGUCCUGUCAGCCGCGUCGGCUGCGUACGAUGUCGUGAUGGGAGCUGAAGAGCCCUGUGUUCAUUGGUCUGGUUGGAUUCUAGGCCAGAAGUACAGCCUGCCAAACGAUGAAGACAAAAUAGCUGAACGGAUACGAUCAUGCCUGUGGUUCUCCUAUCGCAAGAACUUCCGACCCAUUGGGUCGACUGGCUACACGUCUGAUUCCGGCUGGGGUUGUACCAUGCGCUGCGGUCAGAUGCUCCUAGCCGAGGCUUUGUCUCGACUACAUUUACCCGCUGACUUUCGGUGGAGAGAAAAUCACGAUAACAUUCAGUACCGCUUCCUUCUUCAGCAGUUUCUUGAGGUUCCAGGGAGUCUGUAUUCGCUACAACAAAUCGCACAAAUGGGCGUUGAUCAGGGUCGGAAUGUUGGUGACUGGUUUGGCCCAAACACAAUGUGUCAAGUGGUCAAGUCACUGUCUUCUUACGACAAUUGGUCUAAUAUCGCCGUCCAUAUUGCCAUGGAUCUAACCAUAGUUGAGGAAGAAGUUCGAGCAUCCGCAACGGCCAGUGGUAAAGAGGCCAGACCUGGUGCUGCUGGCAAGAGCACAUCGCCAGCGCCAGAUGUAUCCCUGUGUGGUCGAUCGGUCGCUGACGGUGGCUUGUCUGUGCAAGAGGCUCAGGCAUCGGCAGCGGCAGCGAUUUCUUUUCGUCCCGUUCUGCUUCUUGUGCCGCUAAGAUUAGGCCUUGACAAGUUUGAAGGACGCUAUACACAGCCACUAUUGGCUUGCUUCUCAUUACCACAGUCGGUGGGUAUCAUUGGUGGUAAGCCGCGACACGCACUCUGGUUCAUCGGACACCGCGAUGGCAAGCUAGUCUACCUUGAUCCACACACCACGCAGGCUUCCCUUCAAUACUCGGAGGUAGCGAACUUUUCCGAUAGUACGUAUCACACCAGCUCUGCAGGCAAGAUGAAGCCAUCGGAAUUAGAUCCGUCAGUUGCUCUGGGGUUCUUUUGCAAAACCAGGGAGGAACUGGACGAUCUGUUCUUGCGUCUACGGCAGGAUGUGGCAAGUGUCGGUCCCAGCAUGUUUGAACUGCACGAGCAACGGCCAAGCAGUCUGCAGUGUCUCUUGCUGGAUGGCUCGGGAUUCGAAGAUGACGACUUUGUCGCCUCAUCAGGACAGCCGGCACCAACAGAUUCCUCGACCGGCGUUGAGGACUUGCAUAGCCGAUCACGCCGAGGGUCAGGCAAUGAAGCAGAGUACGAUGAUUAUGACAUCAUUGAUGAUAUGGAGGUGCCACAUGUCGUGGCUGCUGAGGCGGCAGCUGAGUCUGAGUUGACUGUAUCGAAGCGGAGUAUCCAGGAACGGGAGCUCUACUCGCUACUCGCCUAACCCACCAUACCUCUUCAGUAGUAAGCUGUUUCUCAAACCUCUCCUAACAUGUACCGUCACUUGGUCGCGCAUUGCAUCUCUCAUGCACACCUCACGGGUUCUGUGAGACCUCUGUGUAUUAUGUGUUCUUUAACCUGACCUCUCAUAACCUUCCGCAGAUAUAUUCAUUAUAAAAUUACAGCUUUUUUGCUUUCUGAAGCUGUGUGCUGCGUCCUACAAGAUUUUAAACAGCUUUUUUUCGUUUACUUUUCUGAAAAAUGCCGAAAGUCUUGUUUUUCUAUUAGAUUCCUAUCCGCAGUAUUCUCUCAGCUAUCAUCCAUGUUAUCUUUAUAGUGGCUACUGGCCCGUCAUUAAAUCUCUCUAAUUGCUCCCCUAUUUUAAAUACCGUCUAGGUUGUUUACUCCACUGAGGAGUACGUUUUAGAUAUCUGUGUGCCCUGGUCUAAUGUAGAUAUCUGUGUGCCCUGGUCUAAUGUAGAUAUCUGUGUGCCCUGGUCUAAUGCCUGGUGCUCCAUGUUGUACGCAUCGGUACUAGCUAUUGCAGGAAUUUAUGGUGGCUGUUUGCUGGUCUUCUUCUGUAUUCUUUUGGCCUUGAAAGUCAGCUUGUGCUUUUAAGAAAUCCCCCCCCCCCCCCUCUCUCUCUCUCUCUCUCUCUCUCUCUCUUCUUUUUUUCUCUUCCAGCUGACUAUUUUCCUAUAUUUUCAUUGUUGUGUGUGUGUCUACUUUCUAGUUGAGACCUUUUUCACAACGUUCCUCUCUCUUUUUCUCGUCCAGAUGAUUCGUUUUGUAUAUUUUCAUUAUUGUGUGUGAGUGUGUCGACUUUCUAGUUAGACCUUUUUAACAACUUGUUUUUAUCUCUGGGCCGUGUGUCCAUCGUUUUAAACCCCCCAUUCUUUGUAUUGUUUCUGCCCACCAAUUCUUGCAGUGCUGUAUGCUGGCGUACGCACUAAGUAAAAAACGAAAAGGAAUGUUCCGAAAAUUCCUGCAGUGCUCGUUGUAUCUCAAUGCUUGCCCUGCGGCUUUGCUUGUCA
Molecule: messenger RNA, 2825 nt
Organism: Sycon ciliatum
Lineage: Eukaryota; Metazoa; Porifera; Calcarea; Leucosolenida; Sycettidae
Product: cysteine protease ATG4B-like
Exons: 15
Coding region: 410-1795 (461 amino acids)
Molecular function (GO): protein-phosphatidylethanolamide deconjugating activity
Source: RefSeq, a predicted model, not a curated record